UCCCCCCCGGCUUCGCUCGGAGCUGGACAAGCAGCCGGGACAGUGUCUCAGAAUGUGGAAAGCACUUUGUAACCUUCUUGUUCUGUUAAUUCUGUGUACUCUCCGGUGCCAUUCUCAAGGAUGUGAGGCAGGACAGUUCCACUGUGGGACUGGUAGGUGUAUUCCGCUGGGGUGGCGCUGUGAUGGAACAGCAGACUGCGCUGAUGAUUCAGAUGAGAGUGGCUGUCCUCGGCAAUCCUGUGAGGAUGGGCAGUUCCAGUGUGUGAGUGACGGGGAAUGUAUCCCGCAACUUUGGGUGUGCGAUGACGAAGAAGACUGUGAGGAUGGCUCGGACGAGAAGCAGCACUGCUCCGGCCAGACAUGCUCCAGUGAGCAGUUCACCUGCACCAACGGAGCCUGCAUCCCCAGGGCAUACAGGUGUGACCGGCUGCCUGACUGCUCGGAUGGGGCAGACGAGACCGGCUGCCACUAUCCUGACUGUACAGAGCUGCGAUGUGCCAGUGGUGCCUGCUACAACAGGACACAGCGGUGUGACCAUGUUCUCGACUGCCGGGAUGGCUCAGAUGAGGCCAACUGUAGUCAACACUGCAGCAACAGCCAGUUCCAGUGCAGCAAUGGAGAGUGCAUCCCACGUGUCUAUGUCUGUGACCACGACAAUGACUGUGGGGAUCGCAGUGAUGAGCAGAACUGCACCUAUCCCACUUGCAGAGGGAACUUCUUCACUUGUCCAAGUGGCCGCUGCAUUCACCAAGUCUGGCUUUGUGAUGGAGAGGAUGACUGUGAGGACAAUGCGGACGAGAGAGGAUGCGAUGCUGCCCAGCAGGAGUGCUAUCCAGGAGAGUGGGCUUGCCCCUAUUCAGCAGUCUGUAUUCCUCUGGAGCGACUAUGUGAUGGAAGCCCCCACUGCCCAGGUGGAGAGGAUGAGACCAACAUUACCGCUGGACGCAACUGCAGUAUCUGGAAGUGUCCUUCUCUAAGCUGUGAGCACCGCUGCCACCCGUCCCCUGAUGGGGGGACGUGCUCCUGCCCUCCAGGAUAUGUGAUCAACAACAACAACAGCCGAUCCUGCAUUGAUUUUGAUGACUGCAAGAUGUGGGGCAUCUGCGACCAGCUGUGCGAAGACCGGAUUGGCAGCCACCACUGCAGCUGCCUGGAUGGCUAUAUCCUGGAACAACACAGACACUGUAGAGCUAACACUUCAUCUGGCUCACCAUUCUUGGUCUUCUCUAAUGGAAAGGAUCUGGUCGUUGGAGACCUCCAUGGACACAGUCUGCGUCCAUUGGUGCAAUCUCAGAACCGAGGCAUUGCAGUUGGAGUGGACUUUCACUACCACCUGAAUCGGGUUUUCUGGACAGAUACCAUUCAGAACAAGGUGUUUUCGGUGGAUAUGGAUGGUUCCCACAUGGAAGUGGUCUUAAAUGUAUCAGUUGACUACCCUGAAAACCUGGCUGUGGACUGGGUGAACAAUAAGCUGUACGUGGUCGAAGGUGUCGUCAACAGAAUCGACAUGGCUGAUUUAGAUGGGAAGAACCGUGUAACACUGAUUGCAGAGAACCUGGGAAAUCCAAGAGGCCUGGCCGUGGACCCGACUGUAGGUUUCAUGUUCUUCUCUGACUGGGACACUCUGAAUGGGGAGCCCGGUCUGGAGCGUGCCUACAUGGAUGGGACCAACCGCUACGGAAUCAUAAAGACCAAAUUGGGCUGGCCUGCUGGCAUUACACUGGACAUUGUGGCCAAGAGGGUGUACUGGGCAGACAGUCGCUAUGACUACAUAGAAACCACCACCUAUGAUGGACUGCACAGGAAAACAGUGGUCCAUGGAGGGUCUGUGAUCCCACAUCCUUUUGGCAUCAGUCUGUUUGAACACAAUGUGUACUUCACUGACUGGACGAAAAUGGCUGUCCUGAGGGCCAACAAGUUCAGUGACAAUAAUCCCCAGUUGAUCUACCACACCUCCAUGACUCCACAUGGUGUGACAGUGGUUCACCCACUUCGACAGCCGUACGUGAGGAACCCGUGCGGAACCAACAAGGGCGGCUGUGAGCAUAUCUGUGUGCUGAGCCACCAGACAGACAACGAUGGGCUGGGAUAUCGCUGUAGGUGCCAGCUAGGCUAUGAUUUGCACGCGGAUGGCAAGCGAUGCAUGGCUGUGAGGCAGUUCCUGCUCUUCACCUGCCAGCUGGCAGUCAGGGGCAUCCCUUUCAACCUCUCCACCCAGGAGGACAUCAUCCUACCCAUCACUGGAACUCCAUCCUUCUUUGUUGGAGUGGACUUUAGUGCAGAGGAUGAUGCUAUUUUUUUCUCAGACACAGCCAAGAAUAUCAUCUACAAGCAGAAGGUGGAUGGAACUGGCAGGGAGAUGCUUGCAGUGAACCGAGUGGAAGGGGUGGAGGACCUGGCCUAUGAUUGGAUAUCAAAGAACCUCUACUGGACGGACCCGCGAUACCGGAGCAUUUCGGUGAUGAAGGUAGCAGAUAGGUCCAGGCGGGCCAUCAUCAGGAACCUCAACAACCCCCGAUCCAUCGUGGUGCACCCUGGGAUUGGGUAUAUUUUCUGGACAGACUGGUAUCGUCCGGCCAAGAUCAUGAGGGCCUGGUGUGACGGGUCACAUGCACAGCCCAUUGUGAACACUACUCUGGGUUGGCCCAAUGGCCUGGCUAUCGACUGGAGCUCCCUACGUCUCUACUGGGUGGACGCCUUCUUUGAUAAGAUCGAACACAGCACCUUUGAUGGGACCAACAGACUGACUCUUAAUCGCAUCACGCAAAUGUCCCAUCCCUUUGGCCUAACCAUCUUUGGAAAUUAUGCCUACUUCACUGAUUGGCGGCUGGGAGGCAUUGUGCGUGUGCGGAAGACUGAUGGUGGGGAGUUGGUUGUCAUCAGGAGGGGCAUUAGCCACAUUAUGCACAUCAAGUCCUUCAAUGCAAACUCCCAGACUGGAACUAACUACUGCAACAGAUUGACCAAUCCCAAUGGCGACUGCAGCCACUUUUGCUUUCCAGUGCCUAACUUUCAGCGGGUAUGUGGCUGUCCCUAUGGCAUGACACUUGCACCCAACCAGCAGACAUGUGUGGAGGAUCCCUCCAACGAGCCCCCUACCCUGCAGUGUGGGGCCAACUCCUUCUCCUGUGCCAAUGGAAAAUGUGUCACACAGAACUACAGAUGUGAUGGCAUAGAUGACUGCCAUGACAACAGCGAUGAAUUACACUGUGGUGCUCAUAACACAACUUGCUCUCCGACUGCGUUCACCUGUGCCAAUCAGCGCUGUGUGCCUGCUAGCUGGCACUGUGAUGGACACAACGACUGUUAUGACAACAGUGAUGAGCAGAAUUGCCCAACCUUGGGUCCCAACACCUGCCCUGUCGGCAUGCACACCUGCACCAGUCGCCUCUGUAUUCCCAUCACCUGGCUCUGUGACACUGACAAUGACUGUGGGGAUGGUUCAGACGAGGUUAACUGCAACUUCACAGGCACCUGUUACCCGGGUCAGUUCCAAUGUCCAGAUCACCGCUGCAUUGACCCCAACUACGUGUGUGAUGGAGAUCGGGAUUGUGUGGAUGGUACUGACGAGCAGGGUUGCAUUUACAACUGCACUGCCUAUGAAUUCAAAUGCGCCAAUGGCCACCAGUGCGUCAACUCCUACUACCGCUGUGAUGGGGUUUUUGACUGCAAUGAUCGAUCUGACGAAGCUGGUUGCCCCACAAGGCCACCUGGCAUGUGCCAUCAUGAGACUGAGUUCCAAUGCCAGUCAGAUGGCAGUUGCAUCCCAACUGCAUGGGAGUGUGAUGGGCAUCCAGAUUGUGAGGAUGGCUCGGAUGAGCAUCAUGUCUGUCCACCACGCACCUGCCCUUCCUCCUACUUCCGCUGUGACAAUGGCAACUGCAUUUUCCAGCGUUGGGUGUGCGAUGGUGACAAUGACUGCCGUGACAUGAGUGAUGAGCGUGACUGCCCAACACCACCCUUCCACUGCCCUGCCUGGCAGUGGCAGUGUCCUGGGCACAGCGUGUGUGUCAACCUGAGCCGGGUGUGCGAUGACACAUCAGAUUGCCCCAAUGGUGCAGAUGAGUCACCCCUUUGUAAUGAGCCGCUGCCAGACCAGGAGAGCUGCUUGGACAACAAUGCUGGCUGCACCCAUGGGUGCAUCCAGGGCCCAUUUGGGGCCCAAUGCACGUGCCCCGUGGGGUACCUUCUCACCAAUGACUCAAAGACAUGUGAGGACAUUGAUGAGUGCAGCCCCCCUGGAGUUUGCAGUCAGCACUGUUUCAAUGAACGUGGCUCCUUCCGCUGCCACUGCACUGAGGGCUAUACCCUGGAAGCUGACCUCCGUACAUGCAAGGCCACAGGCCCCCGAGAGGCCAUUCUGCUGGUUGCCAGCCGCAACCAGAUUGUGUCAGAUGACAUUGUGGCACAACCUAAUGUGGUUCGCUCACUUGUUCGUGACGGUCGCAACAUUGUGGCAUUGGACUUUGACACAGCAACAGACCGUGUGUACUGGUCCGACACAACACAGGACCGCAUCUGGAGUGCUCAUAAGAAUGGCACGGACAGAAUUGUGAUAUUUGACAGUGGCAUAACGGUGACGGAAAGCCUGGCUGUGGAUUGGGUGGGCCGAAACCUGUACUGGACUGAUUAUGUCCUGGAGACGAUUGAAGUGUCCAGACUAGAUGGUAGUCACAGGACUCUCCUGAUCAGUGACAACAUCACUAACCCCAGGGGACUGGUCCUGGACCCCAGAAAUGAUGCUCACUUCAUGUUCUGGACUGACUGGGGUACAAACCCACGCAUUGAGAAGGCCAGCAUGGAUGGCAAAGUGAGGAGCACCAUCAUCAGUGACAAGCUUUACUGGCCCAAUGGCCUGACCAUUGACUACCCCAACAAGCUGCUCUACUUUGCAGAUGCAUAUCUGGAUUUCAUUGACUACUGUGACUACAAUGGGAACAACAGGAAACAGGUUUUGGCCAGUGAUCUGGUGCUGCAGCAUCCCCAUGCAAUAACAAUUUUUGAGGACUUUGUGUACUGGACCGACCGGUACACCAACCGUGUGAUACGGGCUAACAAGUGGCACGGACAGAACCAGACAGUGAUCCUGUAUAACAUUCCCCAGCCUAUGGGCCUGGUGGUCUUGCAUCCAGCUCGACAGCCUGCAGGUGUUAACCGUUGUGCCAACAGCCCCUGCACCCAUAUCUGCCUGCUGUCUGCUGUUGGCCCCAGGUUCUACUCCUGUGCCUGCCCUUCUGGUUUUACUCUUGCUGCAGACCUGAUGACUUGUAAGAAAGUUGAAGACCCUUUUCUGGUGGUGGUCAGAGAUAGUAUAAUCUACGGCAUUUCCCUGAACCCGGAAGACAAGAGUAAUGAUGCUAUGGUGCCUGUUGCUGGGCUGCAGAAUGGCUACGACGUUGAUUUUGACAAUUCAGAGCAGAUGAUCUACUGGGUAGAGCACCCGGGAGAGAUCCACCGAGUAAGAUCUGAUGGCACGAACAGGACAGAGUUUGCCCCUGCUGCUAUCCUGGGCUCUCCUGUUGGCUUGGCUCUGGACUGGAUCUCAGAAAACUUAUACUAUACCAACCCAGCCACACAGUCCAUAGAGGUACUGAAACUGAAUGGAGACGUGCAGUAUAGGAAGACUCUGAUCACCAACAAUGGCACCCCAACUGGAGCCGGAACUCCUAUUGGCAUUGCUGUGGACCCGGCACGUGGAAAGAUGUACUGGACUGACCAGGGGACAGAGACUGGGAUCCCAGCCAAGGUGGCCUCUGCAGACAUGGAUGGCUCCAAUCCUGUCAUCCUUUUUACCAACAACAUGGACCACAUCGAGUUCAUAACCAUUGACAUACGGGAAAACAGGCUGUAUUGGGCUGUCACAGGAACUGGCAUGAUUGAACGUGGAGACCCGGAUGGAACAAACCGCAUCACCAUUGUGAACAACCUGUCUCACCCAUGGGGGGUCGCAGUAUAUGAAGGCUUCUUGUACUUCACUGACAGGGACUACGAAGUGAUCGAGCGUGUGGACAAGGCCACAGGAGCCAACAGGGUGGUGCUACGGGACAACGUGUCAGGCCUCAGAGUGUUGAAGGUUCACUUCAGAGAGAGCUCUGCAGGUACCUCUAAUGGCUGUAGUAACAACGCAGGGGAGUGCCAGCAUCUGUGCCUGCCUCGCCCAAACAAUAUAUACAGCUGUGCCUGUGCUACAGGCUUCAAGCUGAACUCCAAUAAUAAGACUUGCUCACCUUACCAGUCCUACGUGGUUAUUUCGAUGCUUUCUGCCCUCAAGGGCUUUAGCCUAGAGGGGGUUGACCACUCUGAAGCCAUGGUGCCUGUUGCAGGAAGAGGUCGCAAUGCGCUACAUGUUGAUGUUCACAUGGCAUCAGGCUUCCUUUACUGGUGUGACUUCAGCAGCACAAUUGCAUCCCAGAAUGCCAUUCAUAGGAUCAAGCCAGAUGGGUCUGGCUUCCGUAGUGUGGUCACCUCUGGCAUUGGCCGCAAUGGCAUCCGUGGCAUUGCUGUGGAUUGGGCUGCAGGGAACCUCUAUUUUACAAAUGCUUUCUUGACGGAGACCUAUGUGGAGGUCAUUCGACUUAACACCACCUUCCGACGUGUCCUCCUGAAGACUACUGUAGACAUGCCUCGGCACAUUAUUGUGGACCCCAAGAGCAGGUAUCUCUUCUGGGCAGACUAUGGACAGAACCCCAAGAUUGAACGGGCUUUUCUGGAUGGUACAAACAGAACUGUCCUGGUAUCCUCUGGGAUAAUCACUCCCAGGGGCCUUGCACUGGACUACCAAACUGGAUAUGUUUACUGGGUAGAUGAUUCCUUGGACAUGAUUGCUCGAGUGCAUUCUGAAGGGGGUGAAACACAAAUUGUACGUUAUGGGAGCCGUUAUCCAACUCCUUAUGGAAUUACUGUCUUUGAGAAUACCAUAAUUUGGGUGGACAGGAACCUCAAGAAAGUCUUCCAGGUUAGCAAAGAACCUGGGAACACUGAUCCACCAACUGUGAUCCGGGAUAAUAUCAACAUGCUGAGAGAUGUGACCAUUUUUGAUAAACGUGUUCAGCCUGUCACAGCCCAGCAGCUCAACAACAAUCCCUGCAUGACAGACAAUGGAGGCUGUGCCCAUUUUUGCUUUGCACUCCCAGGCAGCCAGGCCAGGCGCUGUGCCUGUGCCUUUGGAAAUCUUUUUUGGGACAACAGUACCUGUGUGGUGUCCAGGGAUGACUACCUUAUCUACACUACAGAAAGUACAGUGCGAAGUCUGCGUUUGGACCCUGAGGACCACUCGUUACCAUUCCCUGUCAUCAACGUGUUACGCACCUCGGUAGCCUUGGACUUUGACCAUGCAGACAAGAGGAUCUACUUCACCCAAAGCUCAGGGGCAGGAAGUAGCAAGAUCAGUUACUUCAGCUUCUCCUCCCCAUCAGUCCCCCCUACAGUAGUGGCCUCUGGUUUGGGGGCCCCAGAUGGUUUAGCCUUUGACUGGAUCCAUAAAAGAAUCUAUUACAGUGAUUACAUUAAUCAGACCAUCAGCUCCAUGGCUAUAGAUGGCACCCAGCACACAAUUGUUGCUAGAGUUCCCCGUCCACGGGCCAUAAUGCUGGAUCCAUGCAGGGGGUAUAUGUACUGGACAGAUUGGGGGUCCAAUGCAAAAAUUGAACGGGCCACCUUGGGAGGGAACUUCAGGACUGAGAUCGUGAACAGCAGCCUGGUGUGGCCCAAUGGCCUAACUUUGGACUAUGAUGAGCAGAGACUCUAUUGGGCUGACGCCAGCCUACAGAAGAUUGAGCGCUGCUCUCUCACUGGUGCCAACCGGGAGGUGAUUGUGGGCACAGCUAUAUACCCCUUUGCUAUGACGCUGUAUGACCAGCACAUAUACUGGACUGACUGGAACACACGCAGCAUCUACCGAGCAAACAAACAUGAUGGCUCUGACCAGCGGGUUAUGGUGCAGAAUCUCCCAUCUCGGCCAAUGGACAUCCACGUUUUGGCCAGCAGCAAGCAGCAGCAGUGUGCUAGCCCCUGUGAGCAGUUCAAUGGUGGAUGCAGCCACAUCUGUACUCCAGGUCCUCAUGGGGCAGAGUGUGGGUGCCCAUCGGAAGGCCGCUGGUAUUUGGCUGACAACAAGCACUGUAUCCCAGACAAUGGCACCCGCUGCCAGCCAGGCCAAUUCACUUGCAUGAAUGGACGCUGCAUUCGGGCUCAGUGGAAGUGUGACAAUGACAAUGACUGUGGGGAUGGAAGUGACGAGCUCGAGAGAGUCUGUGCCUUCCACACUUGUGAGCCAACCAUGUUCACCUGUGGGAAUGGCCGUUGUGUGCCCUAUCACUACCGUUGCGACCACUACAAUGACUGCGGGGACAACAGUGAUGAAGCCGGAUGCCUGUUCCGUCCAUGUGACACAAGCACCGAGUUUGCCUGCAAUAAUGGGCGCUGCAUAGCCAGGGAAUAUGUUUGCAAUGGGAUUAACAACUGCUAUGAUAACGGCACAUCUGAUGAGAGGGGCUGUGUGGAGCGCACAUGUCAACCAGAACACACAAAGUGUCAGACCACAAACAUCUGCAUCCCACGCUCGUAUCUCUGUGAUGGCGACAACGACUGUGGGGACAUGAGUGAUGAGAGCCCCACACACUGUGCCACCUCAACCUGUACUGAGAGUGAAUUCCGAUGUUCCAGCGGCCGCUGUAUCCCAGCCCACUGGUACUGCGAUGAGGGGACUGACUGUGCAGACGGAUCUGAUGAGCCCUCCUCCUGCACAUCUCUGGCAAGGACAUGCAAUGCAGAGCAGUUUCGGUGUGAUGAUGGCAGGUGCAUUUCUACUUCUUGGGUCUGUGAUGGUGAUAACGACUGUGGAGACAUGAGUGACGAAGACCAGAGACACAACUGCGCCAAUCGCAGCUGCCUUGCUUCAGAAUUCACAUGCGUGAACAACCGACCACCUCAGAGGAAGUGUAUUCCACAAGACUGGGUUUGUGAUGGUGAUGCAGACUGUGCUGAUGCUUAUGAUGAGCACCAAAACUGUACACGCAGGUCAUGUGCCAUCAAUGAGUUUACCUGCAGCAACGGUCUGUGUAUACGCAGCUCUUACAGGUGUGACCGACGCAAUGACUGUGGUGAUGGUAGUGAUGAGCAGGGUUGCACCUACCAGUCAUGCCAGCAGCAUCAGUUCACUUGCCAGAAUGGCCGCUGCAUCUCUCGGGACUUCCUCUGUGACGGAGACAAUGACUGUGGGGACCUGUCAGAUGAACUGGAUCAUUUGUGCCGCACACCUCCACCAACCUGCCCACCUGGAAACUUCAGAUGUGACAAUGGGAACUGUAUCCUGAACAACAAGGUGUGUGACAGGAGUAACGACUGUGCUGACAACAGCGACGAGAAGGGAUGUGGCAUUAACGAAUGCACAGAUCCCUCUAUGCACCACUGUGAUCACAAUUGCACCGAUACACCAACCAGCUUUAUCUGUACCUGCCGCCCGGGCUACCAGCUCAUGUCAGAUGGCAAGACAUGUGACGAUGUGAACGAGUGUGUAGAGACUCCCAGCGUGUGCAGCCAGAUGUGUGAGAACACCAUGGGCUCUUACGUGUGCAAAUGUGCACCGGGUUACCUGCGUGAGCCCGAUGGACGCAGCUGCCGUCACAACAGCAACAUUGAGCCUUACCUCAUCUUCAGCAACCGCUACUACCUGCGGAACCUUUCGGCCAACGGAGAAGCUUAUUCACUCAUCCUGCAGGGUCUGACCAGUGUGGUGGCACUAGACUUUGACCGGGUUGACCGGCGCCUUUACUGGAUUGACGUGACGCGCCGAGUAGUGGAGAGAAUGUUCUACAAUGGUACGGGCAGAGAGACGGUGGUAAAUGGUGUGCUGCAUGGAGAGGGACUUGCUGUUGACUGGGUGGGCCGGAAGCUCUACUGGGUGGAUAGCUUCUUGGAUUGUCUGAAAGUGUCUGAGCUGGAUGGUCGCUUUGUGAAAAAACUGGCAGACCAUUGUGUUGAUUCCAACAACACAUACUGCUUUGAAAACCCACGGGCCGUCGUUGUCCAUCCUAAGUACGGGUAUGUUUACUGGACAGACUGGGGUGAAAGAGCAUUCAUAGGCCGGGUUGGAAUGGAUGGGACCAACAAGUCGGCCAUCAUCACCAGCAAGAUUGAGUGGCCCAAUGGGAUCACUAUUGAUUACACUAAUGACAUGCUGUACUGGUCAGAUGCCCAUCUGAACUAUAUUGAGUACUCAGACCUGGAUGGUCACCAUCGGCAUGUAGUCUAUGAUGGUAUCCUACCCCACCCCUUUGCCCUGACAAUAUUUGAAGAAACAGUGUUCUGGACAGACUGGAACACCAGGACUGUGGAAAAAGGCAACAAGUACAAUGGGUCAGGUCGUAUGGUGUUGGUCAACACAACCCACAGACCCUUUGAUAUUCAUGUGUGCCACCCAUAUAGGCAACCCAUCAUGUCCAACCCCUGUGCUGUGAACAAUGGCGGCUGUUCCCACCUCUGCCUGAUUCAGGCUGGGGGGCAGGGCCACACCUGUGAGUGCCCCGACCACUUCCUGACCGUGCUGCUAGGUGGUGUGGCUCGCUGCCUGCCCAUGUGCUCUAGCACCCAAUACCGGUGUGCCAAUAAUGAGCGAUGUAUCCCUAUCUGGUGGAAGUGUGAUGGACAGCGGGACUGUCGGGAUGGCUCCGAUGAGCCCUCCACAUGCCCGCUCCGCCACUGUCGCCUGGGCCAGUUCCAGUGCCUCGAUGGCAAUUGCACUAGCCCUCACUUCCUCUGCAACAGCGCCCAAGACUGCCAUGACGGCUCUGAUGAGGACCCCGUGCUGUGCGCCACCCACCAGUGUGAAACACACCAGUGGCAGUGUGCCAAUAAACGCUGUAUCCCUGAGGCGUGGCAGUGUGAUGGUGAGAAUGACUGUGGGGAUGGCUCUGAUGAGGACCCCGCCCACUGCUCCAGCCGCACCUGCCGCCCAGGGCAGUUCAAGUGCAGGAAUGGGCGUUGCAUCCCACAGACUUGGAAAUGCGAUGUUGAUGAUGAUUGUGGCGACAACUCAGAUGAGCCUCAUGACGAAUGCAUGGGGCCGGCAUAUCGCUGUGACAACCACACAGAAUUCGAUUGUCGAACCAACUACCGCUGUGUGCCAACAUGGGCUGUAUGCAAUGGGCAUGAUGACUGCAGGGACAACAGUGAUGAACUAGGAUGUGAGGAGCUCACGUGUGACCCCAUGGGGGACUUCCGCUGUGACAACCACCGCUGUGUCCCUCUGCGCUGGAGGUGUGAUGGGGACAAUGACUGUGGAGAUGCUUCUGAUGAGCGCACCUGUAGCCCUCGUGCUUGUACGGAGAGCGAGUUCCGCUGCGACAACUUGCACUGCAUCCCUGACCGCUGGGUAUGUGACCAUGACAACGACUGUGAGGACAACUCUGAUGAAAGAGACUGUGAGUUGCGGACAUGUCAUCCUGGGUACUUCCAAUGCAGCAGCGGGCAUUGCAUUGCAGAGCGCUUCAAGUGCGAUGGCAACGCCGACUGUCUGGACCAAAGCGAUGAAGCUACGUGCCCUACGCGAUACCCGAAUGGUACCUACUGCCCUCAGUUCCAGUUUGAAUGCCGCAACCACGUGUGUGUACAGUCCCAUUGGAAAUGUGACGGGGACAAUGACUGUGGUGAUGGCUCGGAUGAGGAACUCCACCUCUGCUUGGACAUUCCGUGUGACCCCCCCUUUCGUUUUCGCUGUGACAACAACCGCUGCAUCUACAGCCAUGAACUCUGCAACUCGGUGGAUGACUGUGGGGAUGGUACAGAUGAAAGAAUAGAGCACUGCCAGCCCCCGACUCAUGGACCCUGCUCUGUGGAGGAGUACAAGUGCAGCAAUGGCCAGUGUAUCCCUCUGCAGUAUGUCUGCGAUGACUAUGACGACUGUGGCGAUCACUCUGAUGAACUAGGGUGCAACCGUGGCAGUGGCCGGUCUUGCAGUGAAAAUCUCUGUGAGCAUAACUGCACUGACCUGGUGGAUGGAGGCUUCAUCUGCUCCUGCAGACCUGGGUAUAAGCCCAGUCAGACAGACAGGAACACCUGUGAAGAUGUGAAUGAAUGUGAGAUAUACAGCACAUGCCCACAGGACUGCCGGAACUCCAAGGGAAGCUAUGAGUGCUUUUGUUCCCAGGGCUUCCGCUCAAUGGGCCUGGAGCAUGGGAUGGAGUGUGCAGCUGAAGGCAACCCACCAGUGCUACUCCUGCCAGAUAAUGUGCGGAUCCGUCGCUACAACCUCUCAUCACAGCAGUUCUCUGACUAUGUGGACAACUCCGAGCACAUCCAAGCCCUUGACUACCUGUGGGACCCUGAGGGGAUUGGCCUCAGCAUUGUUUACUGGACUUUGCUGGGAAGAGGCUCUCAGUUUGGGGCAAUAAAACGAGCCUACAUGACAACCUUCAACGACAAUGGCAACAACCCUGUGAAGGAGGUGGACCUUAACUUGAGAUACAUUGCCAACCCAGAUGGAAUUGCAGUAGACUGGAUUGGAGGCCACAUCUAUUGGACAGACUCAGGAACCAACAGGAUCGAAGUGGCAAAACUGGAUGGACGGUACAGGAAGUGGCUUAUCCACACAGAUCUGGACCAGCCAGCUGCCAUUGUUGUUAAUCCAGCACUUGGUACCAUGUACUGGACAGACUGGGGCAGAAGGCCCAAGAUUGAGUCGGCCUGGAUGGACGGGCAGCACAGGCAGGUCUUGUUGGAUGAAGAUCUAGGCUGGCCCACCGGUCUGGCCUUGGACUACUUCAAUGGGAAUAGGAUAUACUGGUGUGAUUCCAAGGAGAACAUCAUUGAGUCCAUGAAGGCAGAUGGCUCAGAGAGGAAGAUCAUCAUAUCAGGAGAUAUUGGAAACCCCUACAGCCUGGAUAUCUUUGAGGGACAUGUAUACUGGACUACAAAGGAACGUGGUGAGCUGUGGAAGAUCAACAAAUUUGGUGUAGGGGACAAAGUCAAAGUGCUGACCAUCAACCCAUGGCUAACACAAGUGCGCAUCUACCAGGAGCACAGAUAUAAUCGUUCAGUGCCUAACCCCUGUAAGGAUGUCUGCAGUCAUCUGUGCUUGCUGAGGCCGAGAGGAUACACCUGUGCCUGCCCUCAGGGGUCCCUGCCCCUCAGCUUCAAUCCCAAUGAGUGUGAUGCGGCAAACGAAGCUCCUGUUGCAAUGCCUUCACCAUGCAGAUGUAUGAAUGGUGGAACAUGCUACUCUGAGGAAGAGGGGAUUCCAAAGUGCAAGUGUCCAUAUGGCUAUGCAGGCAUCUACUGUGAGAUGGGAAAGUCUAGUGGAGCUCCUGCAGGAACAGUUGCAGUGUUACUGGUCAUGAUUGUCAUCCUAAUCAUUGGAGGGCUGGCUGUCGGAGUUUUCUUCAACUACAGACGUACUGGCUCCUUCAUUCCUUCAAUGCCUAAACUCCCAAGUCUGAGCAGCCUGGUGAAGUCCAGCGACGCAGGCAAUGGUGUUGCAUUCCGCUCCGGUGAUGAUGUUACCAUGGACCUGGGUCCGCCUGGUCUUGGGGUGUCUGUCAUUGACAGGGCCAUGCAGCUGGAUGAGGACUUCGCUUUGGGUGCAGGAAAGCAACCUGUGACAUUCGAAAACCCUUUAUAUGCAACAAAUGUUACUGCAGUCGGUGACCCUGCUGUUAUCCAUGCCUCACAGGUGACUGUUAAUGUGAGUGGGGACCAGAUCAAGGGCAAUUAUGAGAACCCAGUGUACUGCUCAGAGCCACCUGAGGGGGUAGUGGAGAUGCCUUCUGCCACUGCAGAGCCUGUUCAGGAGUCCAGGUGGAGUUUCUUUAAGAAAAAACUGAAACCAAGCACUACGUUUGAAAACCCUACCUACUCAGAGAUGCAGAAUGAAAAAGUGAUGGAAAGUGGUGAGGAUGGCACUGUAGCAGAGGCCCCACCCUUUGCCCCUCCCGCAAAGCCCCUGAAGAGAGAACGCCCCUGUGCAUACACACCCAAUGAUGACACCUUUGGAGACACAGCCAAUUUGGUGAAAGAGGACAGCGAUGUAUAACGUUGCCCUACCCUGCCGACUUGUGAAUGGGAAUAACAGAUACCCUCUCCUUUGCACAGAAUCUAUUUUUAUAUGCAGCCUGUGAACAAAACUUAAGAUUGUUUUUUAAAAAAGAAGAAAAAUAAUAGAUGAACAUUCUUAUAGCCUACAGAGAAGAGGUCUCGGUUGACAAUGCCUUCUUAUGUUUCUUAUGCCAAUUCUCAUGUGUCGAUGAUUUUUUUAUUACAAUGUACUAUAUGUAUAUCUUUGCACUGAAC
Molecule: messenger RNA, 14283 nt
Organism: Scleropages formosus (Asian bonytongue)
Lineage: Eukaryota; Metazoa; Chordata; Actinopteri; Osteoglossiformes; Osteoglossidae
Gene: lrp2a
Product: low density lipoprotein receptor-related protein 2a
Exons: 79
Coding region: 53-14026 (4657 amino acids)
Biological process (GO): receptor-mediated endocytosis
Cellular component (GO): signaling receptor complex; apical plasma membrane; plasma membrane
Molecular function (GO): calcium ion binding; protein binding; hormone binding
Source: RefSeq, a predicted model, not a curated record